CGCAAUCCCGGGACAAGGAUCCGCGCGGCGCGCGCAAUUGCCCUGGAAACCUCUGCGCGCGCACGCGCAAACGCGGGGCGGGGGAGGACUGAGCUAAGGGUUUAGCAGCGGAAGGAGGGGUUUAUCCUUCCAGUCGACCGACGCUGCCCCGAGGGUGGACGCGCGCGCCGCCCAUCUCCCUCGGGUGGAGCGUCCCUUCCAGCACGCGCCCGGCCGCGCGCUCCCCAGCCCCUCCCCCUCCGCUCCCCCCACUUCAUAAGCACCCUUGCACUCCUCCCGCAUUUGUGCGCCGGUGCAGCAGGCAGUGGGAGCAUCCGGGCACUUCCGCAGCCGAGCGGCGAUCCGGGAGGCGGCGGUGGCGGCGGCGGUGGUCGAGAAGCUCCCAUGGCUGGGACCAGGCGGGGGGAAGGCAAAAGGGGGGCGAGGCCUUAAGCCCGAGCCGCGGCGGGGUGGGUCCCGAGGGAGGCGGAGCGGGAAGCGCUCUCGCGGGCGGAGGAGGGCCGGGAGCGGGGCUCGUUGAGUCUCUAGUGCGUUCGCCUGGCCAGCCGGGGCUCCGGAGAUGCAUCUGCAUCAGGUCCUCACUGGAGCUGUCAACCCUGGAGACAACUGCUAUUCCGUGGGCAGCGUCGAGGAUGUCCCCUUCACGGCAUAUGGAUCGGGCUGUGAUAUUGUUAUUUUGGCAAAUGACUUUGAAUGUGUGCAGAUCAUUCCUGGUGCUAAGCAUGGAAACAUCCAAGUCAGCUGUGUGGAGUGUUCUAACCAACAUGGAAGAGUUGCAGCUUCAUAUGGUAAUGCUGUUUGUAUUUUUGAGCCCUUGGGCAUAAAUUCUCAUAAGAGAAAUUGUCAACUCAAGUGUCAGUGGCUUAAAACUGGGCAGUUUUUUUUGAGUUCCGUGACAUACAAUUUAGCAUGGGACCCUCAAGAUAACAGAUUGUUGACAGCAACUGAUUCUAUUCAGUUGUGGGCUCCUCCAGGAGGUGACAUUCUGGAAGAGGAGGAAGAAAUCGAUAAUAAAAUUCCUCCUGUUUUAAAUGAUUGGAAGUGCAUCUGGCAGUGCAAAACCUCAGUAUCUGUACAUUUGAUGGAGUGGUCCCCUGAUGGUGAAUAUUUUGCUACCGCUGGAAAGGAUGAUUGUCUUUUGAAAGUGUGGUACCCUAUGACUGGUUGGAAGUCUUCAAUUAUACCUCUGGAUCAUCAUGAAGUGGAAAGGAGACAGGCGUCUACCCAGUUUUCCUUUGUCUACUUGGCACAUCCGCGAGCUGUGACAGGUUUUUCAUGGCGUAAAACUAGCAAAUAUAUGCCCAGAGGUUCUGUCUGUAAUGUGUUAUUAACUUCAUGCCAUGAUGGUGUCUGCCGGCUAUGGGCAGAAACCGUAUUACCAGAAGACUGUCUUUUGGGUGAGCAGAUUUGUGAGACUACCACUUCCAGCACUGCCAGCAACCUUACUCAUGCUGGAAGACACAAAGACAGAGUACAACAUGCUCUUGAGACAAUACACCAUUUGAAAAAUUUAAGAAAAGGACAAAGGAAGUCUUCCAUUCUUGUAACUCACACUGAAUUAAUGCACGACCAGAUGGCAACGCAUGAAGUUCAAAGACACAUUUCCCAUCACGCAAAUGCACUGUGUCAUUUUCACAUUGCAGCGAGCAUCAAUCCCACCACAGAUAUUCCAAAUGUCUUGGUUGGCACUGUAUUUAACAUUGAUGAUGGAAAUGGGGGCUUUGUAGUUCAUUGGUUAAACAACAAAGAAUUUCAUUUUACAUCAUCUACUGAAAUAUUUAUGCAGCAAUUACGAAAACUUUCUGAAAAGCAGGUAGAUCAUGAAAACGACAAAGCAGAUAGAGAAGAUGAGGAACGUUCACAGGAGGAAAGAGAGAGGGGUUUACGUAUGAAACUAGACCAUGAAUUAUCCCUGGAUAGAGAAUCUGAAGCAGGUACAGGAUCAUCAGAACAUGAAGAUGGAGAAAGAGAGGGAAGUCCUAGAACCUGUUCACGACCUGGUGUACCAAUGCCACUGCCUACAGUCCUGCUUGAUCGGAAGAUCGAAAUGCUGCUAACUGAAUGGAAUAAGAAUCCUGACAUGCUUUUUACUAUACACCCGGUAGAUGGUACCUUCCUAGUGUGGCAUGUAAAGUAUUUGGAUGAAUAUAAUCCUGGAAUAUUUAGACAAGUCCAGGUUUCUUUUUCUUCUCGGAUUCCUGUUGCAUUUCCAUCUGGUGAUGCAAGCUCUCUUAGUAAAAAUAUCAUGAUGUAUGCCUGUAUAAAUGCUACAAAAGAUUCUCACCACACUCUGUUACAUGAAGACAUGAUGGCUGAAUGCAGUCCUCAUGGAUCACAGCUGCAUUCUGGACCACACAGUACAAAUAUGAACAUUUUAGCUCCCACAGUAAUGAUGGUCUCUAAACACAUAGAUGGCUCUUUAAAUCAAUGGGCGGUCACUUUUGCUGAUAAGUCUGCCUUUACCACUGUUCUAACUGUAUCUCACAAAUUUAGAUAUUGUGGUCAUAGAUUUCACCUCAAUGACCUGGCAUGUCAUUCAGUUUUACCAUUAUUAUUGACAUCAUCUCAUCAUAAUGCUCUGCUGACUCCUGAAUCAGAUUUUCAGUGGGACUCAGACAAUAAAUUAAGUAGAUUAAUGGAUCCUGUAAGACACAUAAACGGUUCCUCGAAACAGCCUCUCAGAAAUGCAGCAACACGUACAUUUCAUGACCCGAAUGCCAUCUACAGUGAACUUAUUCUGUGGCGCGUGGACCCAAUAGGACCUUUGUCAUACACCGGAGGAGUAUCAGAGUUGGCGCGAAUUAACUCUUUACAUACUUCAGCCUUCUCUAAUGUUGCUUGGCUUCCAACUCUUAUUCCUAGUUACUGUCUUGGCACAUAUUGCAAUUCUGCAAGUGCUUGCUUUGUUGCUUCUGAUGGCAAAAAUCUGAGACUCUACCAAGCUGUGGUAGAUGCAAGGAAAUUAUUGGAUGAACUGUCAGAUCCAGAAUCUUCAAAACUUAUUGGAGAAGUGUUUAAUAUUGUGAGCCAACAGUCUACUGCUCGACCUGGCUGCAUUAUUGAACUCAAUGCAAUAACCAACCAAUGUGGCUCAAAUACACAGUUGCUUCAUGUGUUUCAAGAAGACUUCAUUAGAGGAUAUAAACCACAUAAGGAAGAUAUGGAGAAAAAGGAAACAGAAAUAUUUUUUCAACCAUCCCAAGGAUACCGACCACCACCAUUUUCAGAAAAGUUCUUUCUAGUAGUAAUUGAAAAAGACAGCAAUAAUUGCUCUAUUCUCCAUAUGUGGCACCUUCAUCUUAAAUCUGUACAGGCAUGUUUAGCUAAAGCUUCAGAAGGUGUUUCAUCAGAGAGUCUACUUUCAGUCCCUGGACAGAAGAACGUAGACUCUUCUCCAGAAACCUCUCCUAGUAUGAGCCCCAUGCCACAUUCUUCAUCAAUUGCCAACCUUCAAACUGCUAGUAAACUGAUUCUGAGUUCUAGACUGGUAUAUAGCCAACCUCUUGAUCUCCCAGUAGGAGUUGAAGUAAUAAGAGCAACGCCUUCAGCAGGCCACCUGAGUUCCUCUUCAAUUUAUCCAGUGUGCCUGGCACCUUAUUUAGUGGUUACAACUUGUUCUGACAAUAAAGUACGCUUCUGGAAAUGUAGUAUGGAAACCAAUCUACAAUGUAAAAGUGAUGAGAAGGAAACCUAUCAUUGGAGGAGAUGGCCCUUGAUGAAUGAUGAAGGAGAAGAUAACAGCAGUACAGUGAGCAUUGUGGGAAGACCAGUUGCUGUUAGCUGUUCAUACACGGGUCGCCUUGCAGUGGCUUACAAACAACCUAUCCAUCACAAUGGUUUUGUUUCUAAAGAAUUUUCCAUGCAUGUUUGCAUAUUUGAAUGUGAAUCUACAGGAGGGUCAGAAUGGGUUUUAGAACAAACAAUUCAUCUUGAUGAUUUGGUCAAAGUCGGGAGUGUACUUGAUUCAAGGGUCAGUGUCGACAGUAAUCUCUUUGUGUACAGCAAAUCAGAUGCACUUUUGAGCAAGGAUAGAUAUCUUAUUCCGAAUAUUAAACAUUUAGUACAUUUGGACUGGGUAUCAAAAGAAGAUGGCUCCCACAUUCUCACAGUAGGGGUCGGUGCUAAUAUCUUCAUGUAUGGGCGGCUUUCAGGAAUUGUGACUGAGCAAAUCAAUAGUAAGGAUGGAGUAGCUGUCAUUACUUUACCACUAUGUGGAAGUAUCAAGCAAGGAGUUAGGUCAAGAUGGGUUCUUCUUAGAUCUAUAGACUUAGUGUCUUCUGUUGAUGGUACACCUUCACUGCCUGUUUCUCUCUCUUGGGUAAGAGAUGGGAUAUUGGUGGUAGGAAUGGAUUGUGAAAUGCAUGUAUAUGCACAGUGGAAGCAUGCUGUCAAAUUUGGAGACAUGGACGCUGAUGGUCCUGAUGCAGAAGAGACAGCAAUACAAGAUCAUUCUGCCUUUAAGUCUAAUACGUUGUCAAGAAAAAGUAUUGUUGAGGGAGCAGCUAUUGCUGAUGAUAUUUUUUGUUCACCAACUGUAGCUCAAGAUGGUGGCUUAUUUGAGGCUGCACAUGUACUUUCCCCUACUCUCCCGCAGUAUCAUCCAACCCAGCUGUUAGAAUUGAUGGAUUUAGGGAAAGUUCGCAGGGCUAAAGCUAUUCUCUCUCAUUUAGUAAAAUGCAUUGCAGGAGAAGUUGCAAUAGUUAGAGAUGCUGAUGCUGGAGAAGGAACUAAGCGACAUCUUUCUCGAACCAUUAGUGUAAGUGGCAGUACAGCAAAGGAUACAGUCACCAUAGGGAAAGAUGGUACUCGAGAUUAUACUGAGAUAGACUCUAUUCCUCCACUACCGUUAUAUGCAUUGCUUGCUGCCGAUCAAGAUACAACCUACAGAAUUUCAGAAGAAAGUACAAAAAUACCACGGAGCUAUGAAGAUCAUACAGAAAGUCAACCAGAAGAUCAGUAUUCAGAGCUGUUCCAAAUCCAGGAUAUAACAACAGAUGAUAUUGACUUAGAGCCAGAAAAAAGAGAAAACAAAUCAAAAGUAAUAAAUCUUUCUCAAUAUGGACCAGCUUACUUUGGCCAAGAACAUGCUAGGGUACUUUCAAGUCAUCUUAUGCACUCAAGUCUCCCAGGCCUUACCCGUUUGGAGCAGAUGUUCCUUGUAGCUUUGGCUGAUACAGUGGCUACCACCAGUACUGAGCUUGAUGAAAACAGAGAUAAGAGUUACUCAGGAAGAGACACAUUAGAUGAGUGUGGUUUGCGGUACUUACUAGCUAUGCGCUUGCACACUUGCCUUUUGACAUCACUGCCUCCUUUAUACCGAGUACAGCUACUUCAUCAAGGUGUGUCUACUUGCCAUUUCGCCUGGGCUUUUCAUUCUGAGGCUGAGGAAGAGCUGAUUAAUAUGAUUCCGGCAAUUCAGAGAGGGGACCCUCAGUGGUCUGAGUUAAGAGCUAUGGGAAUAGGUUGGUGGGUCAGGAAUAUUAACACUCUUCGAAGAUGCAUUGAAAAGGUUGCCAAAGCUUCUUUUCAAAGGAACAAUGAUGCCUUGGAUGCUGCAUUAUUCUACCUUUCAAUGAAGAAGAAAGCAGUAGUGUGGGGUUUGUUUAGGUCACAGCACGAUGAAAAAAUGACAACAUUUUUCAGCCACAACUUUAAUGAAGAUAGAUGGCGUAAAGCCGCUUUGAAAAACGCUUUCUCUUUACUUGGAAAACAACGCUUUGAACAAUCUGCUGCUUUUUUCUUGUUAGCUGGUUCAUUGAAAGAUGCCAUUGAGGUAUGUCUUGAAAAAAUGGAAGAUAUCCAGCUAGCCAUGGUAAUUGCCCGUUUAUAUGAAUCUGAUUUUGAGACUUCAUCCACUUAUCUAUCCAUCCUAAAUCAGAAGAUUUUGGGUUGCCAAAAGGAUGCCUCAGGAUUCGAUUGCAAAAGAUUACAUCCUGAUCCUUUCUUACGCAGUCUUGCCUACUGGGUAAUGAAAGAUUAUGCCCGAGCCUUGGACACGUUAUUGGAACAAACACCAAAGGAGGAUGAUGAACAUCAAGUUAUCAAAUCUUGUAACCCAGUGGUGUUUAGUUUCUACAACUACCUUCGAACUCAUCCUUUGCUUAUUCGAAGAAACCUUGCCUCCCCUGAAGGAACUUUGGCAACCUUAGGUCUCAAAACGGAGAAGAACUUUGUUGAUAAAAUUAAUCUCAUAGAAAGAAAAUUAUUCUUUACUACAGCAAAUGCUCAUUUUAAAGUUGGAUGUCCUGUUUUAGCCUUGGAGGUGCUCUCCAAAAUUCCAAAAGUUACCAAAGUGUCUGCCUUACCUUCAGAAAAAGAUCAGCCUGACUUCAUUUUUAAAAAGACGGAUGAUGUACCUUCAGAAUCAAAAACUCUGAGUGAUGGUGAUAGAAGUUCUGGAAUUGAUUGGUCAAACAUAACUUCAUCACAGAUUGACUGGAGUCAGCCAAUAGUAAAAGUUGAAGAGGAACCUCUUACUCUUGACUGGGGUGAAGAGCACGAUAGUGCCUUAGAAGAAGAGGAAGAAGGUGCUGUCGGUUUAGUAAUGAAAAGUACAGAUGUCAGGGGAAAAGAUAGACAAGAAGAUCAGGAAGCCCCAGACCGUAAUAUGUUAUUGACUCCUCAGGAAGAGGAUUGCCUUGAAGGUGAUUCUGAAGUUGAUGUGAUUGCUGAACAACUAAAAUUCAGAGCUUGUUUAAAGAUCCUUAUGACUGAACUAAGAACAUUGGCUACAGGUUAUGAAGUAGAUGGUGGAAAACUCAGAUUUCAACUCUAUAACUGGCUUGAAAAGGAAAUUGCUGCCUUGCAUGAGAUAUGUAAUCAUGAAUCAGUUAUUAAAGAAUAUGCCAGUAAAAUGUAUUCCAAAGUAGAGAGUGAUAUUCUGGAUCAGGAAGAAAUGGUGGACAAACCAGAUAUUGGUUCCUAUGAGUGGCACCAAAUAGAAAGGCGGAGACUACAGGCUAAACGAGAGCAUGCAGAAAGACGGAAGUUGUGGUUGCAGAAGAACCAAGAUCUCCUCAGAGUGUUUCUUAGUUACUGUAGCCUUCAUGGGGCCCAAGGUGGUGGUCUGGCCUCAGUAAGGAUGGAACUCAAGUUUUUGCUACAAGAAUCACAGCAGGAAACUACAGUGAAGCAGCUCCAGUCUCCACUACCACUGCCUACCACCCUACCUCUGCUUUCAGCAAGUAUUGCUUCAACAAAAACAGUCAUAGCUAAUCCUGUAUUGUACUUAAAUAAUCACAUCCAUGAUAUACUUUAUACUAUUGUUCAGAUGAAAACACCACCUCAUCCCAGUAUUGAAGAUGUGAAGGUGCACACACUUCAUUCACUAGCAGCAUCACUUUCUGCAUCAAUUUACCAAGCAUUAUGUGACAGUCAUAGCUACAGCAGUCAGACAGAAGGGAACCAGUUUACAGGAAUGGCUUAUCAAGGGCUUCUUUUAAGUGAUCGUCGAAGGCUAAGGACAGAAAGCAUUGAAGAACAUGCAACACCAAGUUCUUCUCCUGCUCAAUGGCCUGGUGUGAGUUCACUUAUUAAUCUCUUGAGUUCAGCCCAAGAUGAAGACCAGCCAAAAUUGAAUAUUUUGUUGUGUGAAGCUGUUGUUGCUGUGUACUUAAGUUUAUUGAUACAUGCUCUUGCCACAAAUUCCUCCAAUGAAUUAUUUCGACUUGCAGCCCACCCAUUAAACAAUCGAAUGUGGGCUGCUGUUUUUGGGGGAGGUGUAAAACUUGUUGUGAAGCCUCAAAGACAAUCAGAAAAUAUUUCAGCACCUCCUGUUCCUUCUGAAGACAUAGAUAAACACCGCAGGAGGUUUAACAUGCGAAUGCUGGUUCCUGGAAGACCUGUAAAGGAUGCUACCCCACCACCAGUGCCUGCAGAAAGACCAUCUUACAAAGAAAAGUUUAUUCCUCCUGAACUCAGUAUGUGGGAUUAUUUUGUUGCAAAGCCAUUUCUCCCUUUGUCUGAUAGUGGAGUUAUAUAUGAUUCUGAUGAAAGCAUUCAUAGUGAUGAAGAAGAAGAUGAUGCUUUUUUUUCAGAUACACAGAUACAGGAACACCAAGACCCUAACUCCUAUAGCUGGGCUCUUCUACAUUUGACAAUGGUUAAGCUAGUACUUCACAAUGUCAAGAAUUUCUUUCCCAUCGCUGGAUUGGAAUUCUCUGAGUUGCCUGUAACAUCACCAUUAGGUAUUGCUGUGAUUAAAAACUUGGAGAAUUGGGAGCAGAUCUUGCAAGAGAAAAUGGAUCAAUUUGAAGGUCCUCCCCCCAACUAUGUCAACACAUAUCCAACUGACCUUUCAGUAGGAGCUGGACCAGCUAUUCUUCGAAAUAAAGCAAUGCUAGAACCUGAAAAUACUCCAUUCAAAUCCCGGGAUUCUUCUGCGCUUCCAGUCAAACGACUUUGGCAUUUCCUUGUUAAACAAGAAGUACUUCAACAGACAUUUAUUAGAUAUAUUUUCACUAAGAAAAGAAAGCAGAGUGAGUCUAUAGAAGAACAUGUGGAGCAGGUCAAACAAAACUGCAUAGCAGAAGAUUGCCACAUCAAGGUUGAAGCAGAUCUGGGCUAUCCAGGAGGAAAGGCAAAAAUCAUUCAUAAGGAGUCAGAUAUGAUCAUGGCAUUUUCUGUUAAUAAGGCAAACUGUAAUGAAAUUGUUUUGGCUUCAACGCAUGAUGUACAAGAACUUGAUAUUACUUCUCUACUGGCCUGUCAGUCAUACAUAUGGAUUGGAGAAGAAUAUGACAGAGAAUCCAAAAGUUCAGAUGAUAUUGAUUAUCGUGGUUCCACUACAACUCUUUAUCAACCCAGUGCAACAUCCCAUUCAGCAAGUCAGGUGCAUCCAUCUUCAUCUCUGCCGUGGCUGGGCAGUGGGCAGACUAGCAUUGGAGCUAGUGUGCUUAUGAAAAGGAAUCUACAUAAUGUUAAGAGAACGACCUCACACCCAGUCCAUCAAUACUAUCUUACAGGUGCUCAGGAUGGCAGUGUACGAAUGUUUGAAUGGACAAGACCUCAGCAGCUUGUCUGUUUCCGCCAAGCUGGCAAUGCAAGAGUUACCAGAUUAUAUUUCAAUUCACAAGGCAACAAGUGUGGUGUCGCAGACGGAGAGGGUUUUCUGAGUAUCUGGCAAGUAAACCAAACUGCAUCAAAUCCCAAACCUUACAUGAGUUGGCAGUGCCACAGUAAAGCCACAAGUGACUUUGCAUUUGUUACCUCUUCAAGUCUAGUUGCCACAUCUGGACAGUCCAAUGACAAUAGAAAUGUAUGCCUCUGGGACACAUUGAUAUCACCCGGAAACAGCCUCAUUCAUGGUUUCACAUGCCAUGAUCACGGUGCCACAGUGCUUCAGUACGCGCCAAAACAGCAACUCCUAAUAUCUGGAGGCAGGAAAGGCUGCGUCUGCAUUUUUGACAUCAGGCAGAGACAGCUAAUUCACACAUUCCAGGCACAUGACUCUGCAAUUAAGGCUCUGGCUCUCGAUCCCUGUGAGGAAUAUUUUACUACAGGUUCAGCAGAAGGUAACAUAAAGGUUUGGAGGUUGACAGGCCAUGGCCUACUUCAUUCAUUUAAAAAUGAACAUGCUAAACAGUCCAUAUUCAGAAACCUUGGGGCUGGAGUCAUGCAGAUCGACAUCACCCAGGGCAACCGGAUCUUCUCCUGUGGGGCAGACGGGACGCUGAAAACGAGGGUUUUGCCCAGUGCUUUUAACAUCCCUCAUAGCAUUCUUGACAUUCUAUAGACUUAAAGAUUGGGGCUUUAUUUUUAUAAACAUUUCAAUUAAAAAACACACUGCAGAAAUUAUUAGGCAUUUCUGCUUUCCAAGCAGUUGUUAACCCAUUGAAAACAAUACAGAGAAUCUCUGUGUAGAAUUUGAAUCUGAUCCAAGCUUGAGUUUUAGGCUGAGUUUUGCGUAUAUGGGCUGGUAGAAUGACUGUGCAUGUGUACCUUUUAUCAUGCUGACAUACUUAAAACAAAACCUAGUAUUGUAUGAAGGGUAGCUAUUCUUUACAGCAUUUAGCAAACCUGAUUCAGAAAACAUUUGAGGUUAGAAGUUAGCAUAUAAGUAAGUUAGUUAUAAUAAUGAGAAGGACCUUUACACCAAAUCAAGGAAGAAAAUGUUGCUGUUUCAGGUUUUUCUUCCUAUUCUUACCACUGAUUGAAGCAUGCCUGCAGUCUCCUUUGUUGAAUGAAGAAUAGUCAUAAGGAGUUAGAAGCUCCAGGACACCAGACACACACUGUAAGCUGCGUGUAAGCACACUUUGCAGCAGCGCACAGUGACUAGUUCUCUGCUGUGAGAGGUCGUUCCCAUUCUUUCCUGCUGAAUAUUUUUCCUGUUAGUGUUUAUACUGAUCUAGUACUGUAAUUUGCAAAUGAGUGCAAAUUUAAAUGCAAUGUUUUCCUCACAAUUUGCACAUUCACAUUUUUUGGACUGCUAGUUUUUCUAUUUAAAUAUUUGCCUUCAUGUUAGGAAUGUAAUACGUGGACAUGACAUAUUGGUAGUUAACCAAAACAUACCAAGUUAGUACUUCUUUUUUAGUCCAGUUUAGUACUUUUUCUUUUCACGUAUUCAAGGUUAAAACACCCACAACAUUUUAAGGCUAUGUUGAAACUAAACUAUACCAAUAGAGCAUUUCAUAUCAUAAUUAAAAUGAAUGUUAGGCUUUUCGUGGCCAGUUAAUAGUUGAUGAGAUUGGUGAUAUUAUUUAUUACCACAGCCUAUUGUAUAAACUAUGCAGAGUUAAAUAUUAUUUGCUUGAAAAAUAUUAGCCAGUGUUGUCAUAUUUUGAUGUACUUCUUGGUUAUGACCAAAAAUAUGUUCUUGAAAUACUGAAACCAAUGUCUGUGUUUAAAUGUUUACCAGCAUAUUGUCUCAUCACGUUAAUGAGAAUGUUUAAUGCCUGUGCAGUAUAUAGUAAAAUAUAAUGGCAUAAGAGCACCUUUCUCUGAAGGCAAUGUGAUGUUUGGGCUGUGAAAUACAUAUGUAAAAGAAAAAUAAAUGUUAUUUGUUAGAGUUUUA
Molecule: messenger RNA, 11011 nt
Organism: Balaenoptera acutorostrata (minke whale)
Lineage: Eukaryota; Metazoa; Chordata; Mammalia; Artiodactyla; Balaenopteridae
Gene: DMXL2
Product: Dmx like 2
Exons: 44
Coding region: 560-9733 (3057 amino acids)
Biological process (GO): vacuolar acidification
Cellular component (GO): RAVE complex
Molecular function (GO): protein binding
Source: RefSeq, a predicted model, not a curated record